AUGAGAUCUCAAAUACUUUCGUUGGCAGCUACUGCACUUACUUUGUCCCAAAUCGUUGUGGGACAGACAAGUACUGACUGCAACCCUUUGAACUCAACAUGCCCAAGUGACACUGCUCUUGGAAAAACUAUAACGGUCGACUUUACCGAGGGAGAAAGUUCAGAAUUCUCUGCCGACACAGGAACUACCAUGACCUACGGCACAAACGGCGCCGAGUUUAUCAUCUCGUCGGAUGGCACAGCUAAAACGAUCAUCACAAACAACUACAUAUUCUUUGGGAAAGUGUCGGUAGCGCUCCGAGCAGCAAACGGAACGGGUAUUAUUAGCAGUUUCGUCAUGGAGUCUGAUGACCUCGAUGAGAUUGAUUGGGAAUGGCUUGGCGGAAACUCAACCAUGGUGGAAACCAACUAUUUCGGAAAAGACAACACGACAAGCUACGAUCGUUCCACAUCUCCCGCCGUCAGCGAACCCCAAGAUACAUGGCACAUCUACACCAUCGACUGGACCUCCGCUUCUAUAAUCUGGUCCAUCGAUUCCGUCGUCGUCCGCACCCUCUACUACGCCGACGCCCUGGACGGUGCAAACUUCCCCCAAACUCCCAUGCGCAUCAAGCUCGGCAACUGGGUCGGCGGCGCCGCAGACGAAAGCGAAGGAACCAUAGAAUGGGCGGGCGGAUCCUCGGAUUUGACUCAAGCUCCCUUCACUAUGUAUGUGAAGAAUAUCACCAUCCAGGAUUACACGACCAAUGGCACCAGUUACUCCUAUGGCGAUAUGACGGGAAGCUACUCGUCCAUUAUAAUCAACAACAACUCCACGUCUACCAAUACCUCCUAUAGCGCUGGGGAGACUGUCGGGAGCAACUCUAGUUCGACUGCAAGUUCGACUUCGAGCAGCUCCAACUCGUCAUCGAGCUCGAGCAGUGUGCCCGUGUCUAGUGGGCGAUCAAACCAACCUGGCUGCCUUUUCGCAUUGCUGGGACUUGGUUGUGCUGCUUCCUUGUUUCUAUAA
Molecule: messenger RNA, 1008 nt
Organism: Lachnellula hyalina
Lineage: Eukaryota; Fungi; Ascomycota; Leotiomycetes; Helotiales; Lachnaceae
Product: putative glycosidase
Exons: 3
Coding region: 1-1008 (335 amino acids)
Biological process (GO): fungal-type cell wall organization; carbohydrate metabolic process
Cellular component (GO): fungal-type cell wall
Molecular function (GO): hydrolase activity, hydrolyzing O-glycosyl compounds; glycosyltransferase activity
Source: RefSeq, a predicted model, not a curated record